Dioscorea cayenensis subsp. rotundata (Guinea yam) is the source of this 882-nucleotide messenger RNA. Its product is annotated as NDR1/HIN1-like protein 1. NCBI's taxonomy places the organism in Eukaryota, Viridiplantae, Streptophyta, Magnoliopsida, Dioscoreales, Dioscoreaceae. The transcript has a single exon. Gene Ontology annotation, biological process: defense response to other organism. The record is from RefSeq and is a predicted model, not a curated record. The coding region runs from base 152 to 766 and encodes 204 amino acids.
GAAGGCUCACAUGGAAUAAACUAUUGAAGUUAAAGCAUGCAUUACUUCAUAUAUAACUUUAUAUAAACAAGCCAUAGUCUUCUUCUUCCUCCUCCUCCGCCUCUUCUUCUGUCCAAAUUAUUCUCCGGUGACGGUGACGGUGACGGUGACGAUGCCGACGACAAAGGACUUCAACCGGAUAAAGCUCGACGGCCGCAUAUGCGCCUGCCUUGUCGGCUUCGUCUUCAUCAUCCUCCUCACCAUCCUCAUCAUCUAUCUGAUCCUCCAUCCAACACACCCAAUGUUCUUUCUCCAAUCUUCAUCCAUUAAUCAACUCAGUCUCUCCACCACCUCCACAAACUUCACUCUCCUCACCACCUCCCUCCAAGUCUCCAUCUCCUCCUACAACCCUAAUAAUCACAUAGGCAUCUACUACCACAACCUCCAUGCUUACACAACCUACAGAGGUCAACAGAUCACUCUCCCAACUUCAUUGCCUGGAGGAUAUCAAGGCCACCAUGAAAGCCUUGUCUGGUCUCCAUUCUUGUAUGGUACCAACGUGCCAUUAUUGGAUCUUUUAGGGAGAUCCAUGGAUGAAGAUAAGCAUGCUGGUUUGAUCUUAUUGCAAGUUAUAAUUGAUGGCAAAGUUAGAUGGAGAGUUGGGAGCUGGUUAUCAAACUACUACCACAUCACUGCCAACUGUCCUGCCUUCUUCUUCAUUGAUAGUUCCAAGCAUCAACUUUCUUUCAUGUUUGAGCAUGCAACUUCAUGCAAAGUUGAUGUCUGAUAUAAUAUAUAUAUAUAUAUAUAUCUUCAUGCAUGCACAUGUUUGAGUGUUUAUACUUGUCUGAUCUUAUAUCCAGUGUGGUGUUAAUAUUAAUUGCUGUGUGUUUUUGAUGGCUA